Messenger RNA from Cynoglossus semilaevis (tongue sole), 2039 nucleotides. It is a transcript of the gene myef2, whose product is annotated as myelin expression factor 2. The record is from RefSeq and is a predicted model, not a curated record. Bases 91 to 1809 code for a protein of 572 amino acids. Gene Ontology annotation, molecular function: mRNA binding. The transcript is spliced from 17 exons. Lineage: Eukaryota; Metazoa; Chordata; Actinopteri; Pleuronectiformes; Cynoglossidae. Gene Ontology annotation, cellular component: nucleus; cytoplasm.
UUACAACCGCAAACAUCAUCUGCACAUUUUGAACUGCGUAGCAUUGGGCACAUCUUGCGUCGUUGCCGCUACAAGCAAGCUAAUUCCGACAUGGCAGAUGUUUUAACCCUGGACGAGGAACCGAGGCAAGACGACUCCACUGCGUCUGUGAAAUCCGAAAACGACGAGACCUCCGAGGAGACACCCAACGGCGUGAAAACAGACACUGAUGAAACCAAGCCUCCAAAGGAGAAGCAGGAUGGUAAAGAGAAGUCCUCCGGCAGCAGGAGAGGAAACCGUUACCAUCCAUACAAAGACAAACAUGCUGCAGAGAAGAAGGGUGCACACAGAAACCGCGUGUUUAUUAGCAACAUCCCUUAUGAUAUGAAGUGGCAGGCCAUCAAAGACCUGAUGAGAGAGAAAGUUGGUGAGGUUACAUACGUGGAGCUCUUUAAGGAUGCAGAAGGAAAGUCAAGGGGCUGUGGUGUGGUGGAAUUCAAAGAUGAGGAGUUUGUGAAGAAAGCAGUGACGUCAAUGAAUAAACAUGACCUGAAUGGAAGACCACUCACCAUCAAAGAGGACCCUGAUGGGGAACACGCAAGGCGUGUGCUGCAACGCAUGGGUGGAACUCAACGUGGAGGCCGGGGGCAGGAAAUGGGCAGCGGUGGAAUGAACCUGCCGCCAUCGAUUGUCAACAAUCCCAACAUCCAACCAGAUGUCAUCCAUGCCCUACAGGCGGGGCGAUUGGGCAACACCGUGUUUGUAGCCAACCUGGAUUUCAAGGUUGGCUGGAAGAAGUUGAAGGAGGUUUUUGGCAUGGCCGGCACAGUGAAACGAGCAGACAUCAAAGAAGACAAAGAGGGCAAGAGCCGCGGGAUGGGAACGGUGACUUUUGAGCAGUCACUGGAGGCCGUGCAGGCCAUAUCCAUGUUUAACGGACAAAUGCUUUUUGACCGACAGAUGCACGUGAAAAUGGACGAUAAAUCUCUACCACCUGAUGAUUUCCGUCAAGUAGAGAAAUCGCCUCAGUUACCAAGGGGUCUCAGUGGUAUUGGUAUGGGACUGGGUCCAGGCGGUCAACCCAUAAACGCCAAUCGUAUGGGUGGUGGUGGCAGCAUGGGAUCCAUGGGUCCUGGAGGCAUGGACGCUGCAGGUUAUGGUGGCAUGAACAGGAUGGGAGGAGGUAUGGGCGGUGCUGGUUUCGGCGGCAUGGAUAAUGUUGGCAACAUGGGCAACUUUGGAGGGAGAGACAUGACGCAUGUGGGCAGGAUGAAUGACAUGUACCGGUCAGGAAUGGGAGGAAUGGACCGGGAGUUUGGCCACAACGACAUGCCAGUAAACAGAGGGUUUGGAGAUUCUUUCAGUGGGAUGAGUGGAGGUUAUGGUGGUGGCGGUGGCGGCGGCGGCAUGGGGCACAUGGGAAGUGGAAUAGGUAGUGGAAUGGGGAAUAUGUCAAUGGACCGAAUGGGCUCCAACUUUGACCGUAUGGGAAUGUCAGGAAUGGACAUGAACCGCGGCUUUGGCUACGGAGGUGGAGCACAGAGUCACAUGGGCGGAGGUCUGUCUGACCGAGGCUCUGGGUCCAAAGCCGGCUGUCAGAUCUUUGUGAGAAUGCUCUCCUAUGACCUGACGUGGCAGAAGCUGAAGGAGAAGUUCAGUCACUGUGGUCAGGUGAUGUUUGCAGAGAUCAAGAUGGAGAACGGGAAGUCCAAGGGCUGUGGGACAGUGAGGUUCGAUUCCCAAGAGAGUGCAGAGAAGGCCUGCAGGAUGAUGAACGGAACCAAGAUCAACGGCCGGGAGGUAGACGUGCGCAUCGAUCGCAACAACUAGAGUUUUUCUUAGGAUCGGACACAAUUCCAUAUCCCGUCCUUAUUUUUGCCACCUCUGAGUUUGUUUUGUUUUAAAAACACAAAAUACUUUACAUCGCCAUGUUUAAAGAUCAUGGGUUUUCUUGGUUAUGUACACAGUACUUUAUAGUUAUGUUAUGGGGUUUUUUUUUUGUAAACACUUUUCAAUUUGUCGGGCAGUUUAUUUGUACAAAUAAACUUUUUAAUUUUUAA